AUGGCGACCACUUUGUACGGUCCUUCCCAGUUGGCCCCCAAAGUGCUUGCCGAUCGGUCUCGGGUGGCGAGUUGUAGGGCGCUACCGCGCUGCUCGUUGCUGAUAUGUGGUGAGUGUUAUUUUAGCGUGAGUCCUCCUAUCCUCUACAAGGUCGAGGUCGAGGUUACGCUGCUCGGUGUUCUGCUGAGGGUCGAAAUGCGCCACACGAUGGGUCGGUCAGCCAAUUUCGACUGGUAUAACGGCCUCAGAACCAUAGGCUAG
Prunus armeniaca (apricot) is the source of this 261-nucleotide messenger RNA. The record is from the annotation of a GenBank genome assembly. Lineage: Eukaryota; Viridiplantae; Streptophyta; Magnoliopsida; Rosales; Rosaceae.